AGAGAGAGAGAGAGAGAGAGAGAGAGAGAGAGGAGUUACUACCAAAGCGCAUAGAGACUACUAAGUCUGACUCUGAACCACCAUUUAAGUGAUCAACGUCGAGUUGCUCGUAAUUAAGCUGCCGGACAUCCUGACGGUGAUAUCCAAGAAAAUUAAAGAAAAUCAAGUCUGGCCUGAAGAGGGAAAAGUGAAGCGAGGCAUGACGAGCUUUGCCUUUUGGUGUACCUUAUUAGUGGUGGGCUUGAAGGCCGCUAAUAAUGCUGCUGCGGGCUUCGACUAUAGGAGUGCCGUCUACAAGAGCUUGUUGUUUUUUGAGGCUCAAAGGUCUGGCAAAUUGCCAUUCAAUCAACGCGUCAAGUGGCGCGCUGAUUCUGGACUCCGUGAUGGCUUUCUUCAAGGAGUGGAUUUGGUGGGAGGAUAUUACGACGCAGGAGAUCAUGUCAAGUUUGGGUUGCCAAUGGCUUUCAGCGUGACGAUGCUUUCUUGGGGAGCCAUUGAUUUCAGGCAAGAGAUUGUUGGUCUGAAGCAGAUGGGCCACACAUUGGAUGCCAUCAAAUGGGGCACUGAUUACUUCAUCAAGGCACAUCCCCACCCCAAUAUCCUCUGGGGACAAGUUGGGGAUGGAGAGUCGGAUCACUACUGCUGGGAACGUGCUGAAGAUAUGAGCACUCCCAGGACUGCUUACAAGUUGGAUCAAAGUAAUCCUGGCUCUGAUCUUGCUGCUGAAACCGCUGCAGCUCUCGCAUCCGCUUCUUUAGCAUUCCACCACUACAACUCUUCCUACUCUCAUCUUCUCUUACUCCAUUCAAAGCAGCUUUUCUCAUUUGCUGAUACGUUUAGGGGUUUGUACCAUGACUCCAUCCGAUGCGCUAAGCAGUCCUAUCCAUCAUCGGGUUUUUGGGAUGAACUUCUGUGGGCUGCUGCAUGGCUCUUCCGAGCAACCAAGGAUGUGUACUAUUUGAAAUAUGUAGCUGAGAACGCUGCCUCCAUGGGUGGUACUGAAUGGGCUGCUAGAGAAUUCUCUUGGGACAACAAGUACGCCGGUGUACAAAUUCUUCUGUCCAAGGUGUUAAUGGAGGGAGCCGGUGGAGGAUACACAGCCAUUCUGAAAAAAUAUCAGGCCAAAGCAGACUUCUUCGCAUGCGCUUGUCUAAAAAAGAAUAAUGGCUACAAUGUCAGAGUGACUCCAGGCGGGUUAGUGUACGUGCAUGAAUGGAACAACAUGCAAUAUGCAGCAUCUGCUGCGUUUCUUCUGGUUGUGUACUCCGAUUACCUCUCCAAUGCUCACGCCGUGCUCAAAUGUCCAGUUGCCCAAGUUCAACCUCAGGACCUCCUCAAUUUCGCUCAAUCACAGGCUGAUUACAUGCUUGGUAAGAAUCCCAAGUCCGUGAGCUAUGUAGUUGGUUACGGGCAAACAUACCCGGUUCACGUCCACCACAGAGGUGCUUCCAUUGCUUCAGUUUCUGUUCUCCAUUCAUCGGUCGGAUGCCUGCAAGGCUUCGACACAUGGUACCGUCGCCCCAAGGCCAACCCUAAUGUCAUACACGGAGCUCUUGUAGGCGGUCCUACCAAGAACGACAACUUCUCCGAUGAUCGCACCAAUUAUGAACAGACCGAGCCUACAAUCUCUGCUUCUGCUCCUCUUGUUGGCCUUCUCUCUAAGUUGCAAAGUGUUACGGCAGGAAAUUCAGGUCCGCAUCCCAAAGUAUCACCGGCACCCAACCCAAAAUCAGAUAUUCCAGUUGAAUUCCUUCACUCGAUAACCGAUACAUGGACUGUUGGAAGAACAAGUUAUUAUCGUCACAAGGUGAUAAUCACGAACGUAUCUCGAAAGCCAAUCACAGAUCUCAAGUUGAGAUUUGAGAACUUCUCGGGGUCCAUAUCGGGUCUCUCCCCAACUCAAGAUAAGAACACGUAUGCCCUCCCUCAAUGGCUGAAAAUCUUGAAACCAGGUUCAGAAUGCAGUUUCGUUUACAUUCAAGGCGGACCGCAAGCUAAGUUUUCGGUUCAGAGUUACCACUGAUCACCACUUCAGGGAAGAGUUCUUUUCCUUCGUUCCUCACUUCAGGCAAGAUUCGAGAUUGAAAUAGUCUGAUGAUCAAGAAACAAGUUUCCUACUGUUUCCUAGUCUAAUUUUUGAAUUGUAACCUGCUUACAAGCAAAUUUUGAAGAAUUUUUUUUUCCAGAAGAGUUUCUCCAUUACCAUUUGCAGUGACUUUAAAUGUAUUGUUGAACAACCAACACAAAACAAGCAAGCUACAGGGGACAAUGGCCAGAAGCAGGGCCUUAACCCAUCAAGGGUAGGCGACACCAUCAAAACACCUAAAAGCACGACAGAAAGCA
Messenger RNA from Rhododendron vialii, 2343 nucleotides. RefSeq names its product endoglucanase 5. Bases 200 to 2023 code for a protein of 607 amino acids. Gene Ontology annotation, molecular function: carbohydrate binding; hydrolase activity, hydrolyzing O-glycosyl compounds. Gene Ontology annotation, biological process: carbohydrate metabolic process. The transcript is spliced from 10 exons. NCBI's taxonomy places the organism in Eukaryota, Viridiplantae, Streptophyta, Magnoliopsida, Ericales, Ericaceae. The record is from RefSeq and is a predicted model, not a curated record.